UCAUCUCUGAGACAAACUGGAAUUAAAAAGCUAAGGAUGUUUAAUUUAUUGUUUAAAUGCAGAGGUUUCUGGUUGUGUGUGUUUGAAGUCCCUCACACUGUCUCUCUCCCUUCCUCCCUCUUGUAGCUGCACUGUGUUGCUGAAUAUGACAUCUGUGAAAGUUGCAGGACAGGCCUUCAAUGUGGGUCAUUGUUCAGCACGUCAUUUAUCUUCUUUUCACGGCGCCUGGCCUGCGGUCGAGGAGGAGUUUUAGUUUGCAGGGAAACGUGAGGAGGACCUCAAACAAACAGCUCCAACGGACUCCCAACAGACCGGACUGAGAACCGGCUCUCUGAUGACGAGAUGACAUCCACAGAAAUGCCAGAAGCGCAGGGCUUUCUGGAAACCUGCCAUGUGACAUUUGGCUGUCGACGCUGCGUCAGAAGGUCAAAGGGAAGGGGGCUGCACGUUUCAUGGAAAUGCAGAAAACCAGCGAAAACCUGCAACACAUCCGGCACCACGACUUCUUCAGCGAGGCUUUGGAGGAUGUCGGCGGGUUCGAUGGUGGACAUGAGGCGGCUGCAGCAGACACGUUUGAGCGCUCGUGCUCCCGGAGGUCCAGACAGCAAAAGUUCCCCAUGAGCAAAAAGAUUUUCCCCUGGAUGAAAGAGUCCAGACAGGCAGAGCAGAAACCCGGCAGGAGGAUCACAGAAUGCACCGAGAAGUGUCCGAGCGCGAGCCCGGUCUCCAAGAGGUCGCGCACCGCGUACACGAGCGCGCAACUGGUGGAGCUGGAGAAGGAGUUCCACUUCAGCCGCUACCUGUGCAGGCCGCGGCGCGUGGAGAUGGCCAGCCUGCUCAACCUGCACGAGAGGCAGAUUAAGAUCUGGUUCCAGAACCGGAGGAUGAAGCAGAAGAAGGACGAGAGAGUCCAGGGCCUCGCUAACACCACCACCACCACCACCACCUCCUCCUCACCCCCGUCCUCCCCCUCCGCCCCGGGCAGCCCCACUCUGUCGAGCCUGGGUUAUGUCCAUCUGGGCGGGGAUUACCAGCCGGCCUCUCCUCCGCUCAAGUCCCAACAGCACCAUCAGCCCCAGCCGGCGUACCCGGCAGAGUACUCCAAAUAUGCAGCUCCAGGCUUCACGCACGGCCCGCAGCUUCACGUGCAGUACAACACGCACUCCAGCUCCCACACAACAGACCUCGAUGUGGAUGUUAGUGGGUCAUAUUUCUCACAGAGCUGCACUCAGGACAGAAUCAUGCAGGCUCCAAAACUGACCCAUCUGUAGGACGCAAGAAUCCUCCAAAACUUUACCUUUCACUCCCAGAGAAGACUCCACUGAUCCACCCUGAUGCAUGCAUUUUUAUUUAUUUAUUUAUUUGACUAAUUAAUCUAAAUAUUAGUCUCAAGUCUCAGCUUUUUAAAAAAUAUUUAUUUAUAUUUAUCCACCAUGUGAUUUAUUUUGUGUUAACGUUUACGCAUGGGUCUGAUCUUGUUUGCACUUACUUCAGGACAUGUUUAAAUGCAGCCCUGUGUGUUCAAAAUUAAAAUGUGAUGUGCUGUUAUUUCAGCUACAGAAAUAAAACACAAUUUGCUGACA
Messenger RNA from Notolabrus celidotus (New Zealand spotty), 1583 nucleotides. Its product is annotated as homeobox protein Hox-D3-like. Lineage: Eukaryota; Metazoa; Chordata; Actinopteri; Labriformes; Labridae. Bases 453 to 1271 code for a protein of 272 amino acids. The transcript is spliced from 3 exons. Gene Ontology annotation, cellular component: nucleus. Gene Ontology annotation, biological process: regulation of transcription by RNA polymerase II. The record is from RefSeq and is a predicted model, not a curated record. Gene Ontology annotation, molecular function: RNA polymerase II cis-regulatory region sequence-specific DNA binding; DNA-binding transcription factor activity, RNA polymerase II-specific.